UGAGUGUGAACACUGUGAAGGGCGGAUAACUCUGAUUUAUUAUAUAAUCACAAACUCGUGAAGGCACCCUAACAGUUAAGUUCGGCAUGUUCGACCCAGGUGUACAAUCAAAUAGUAAGUGCCAUCGCCUAUGGUGUGACUAAACGUGUAGCCUCGAGGUGUAUGAGCGGAUGGUCAUCUCCAGUACAAGAUUGUUAUUGGAGAAAGUGGUGCACAGAGAGCAAAUGGGAAAGCAAUGACUUCACGACAGGAAGAACAGAGAGGGUUACUUCAGGAGAGGUCCCAUGGGGCGACGACACCAGACUACAGCGUGUCUUCACUGGGUGAGGUAGACGACUCACACCACCAUACAGGUACAAGUGGGCACAGAUGGAAUGAAAGUGCACAGAAAGAGGGUAUGACAAUAAAGACCUUUGGCGUGGUGGCAUGCAUCCUGGUUACCGAGAUGUGUGAGAGGCUGACGUUCUACGGUGUCAGCGGAAACCUCGUUCUGUUCUGUACAAGUGUGCUGAAGCUCACCAGUCAAGAUGCUGCCAAUAUUCAGUUGGUGUUCACAGGAACCUCCUAUCUCUUCCCGGUCGUUGGCGGCUAUGUGGCAGACUCCAUUGCUGGUCGCUACAACACCAUCCUCGGAUCAUGCCUUAUCUACAUACUUGGGUUGUUCCUGCUGCCAGCGUGCUCCGCCGACUAUAUCGCGUGGUUUGGUCAAGACGAUGCAGGUCUUGCCUAUGACCUGAGUUUGGAAGCCAAACGAGGUUAUUUCUUGCUUGGUCUUGCUCUGGUUGCCAUAGGGACGGGUGGAAUAAAGGCAAAUGUUGGUCCGUUCGGUGCUCAGCAGGUCACAGAUCAGGGUCCGCUUGCUGUACAAACAUUCUUUAAUUGGUUUUAUUGGUUUGUGAAUCUGGGCGCUCUGAUCUCCUACACGGCUGUCGCGUAUGUACAACAGAACGUCAGCUUUGCCUGGGGCUACGUCAUCCCACUGUGCAGUAUGGCUGUUGCCCUGGUCAUAUUCAUGGCUGCGAGGGAGCAGUAUGUUCAUAUACCACCUGGAGGGAGCGUUCUGUCGACGUCAGUCCGUGUGUGCUGCCAGGGUUGUUCCUGUCACUCACCGGAAGAGGAAGGGCGGCCAUCUUUGUCUUUAGCCCGUACCAAAUAUGGCGGCAGAUUUGACGACGUCACGGUCGAUGGGGUGGUAGCAGUCUUAAAAGUUCUCCCUAUAUUUGCUCUGCUAAUUGGCUAUGCCGCAAUAUAUGCACAGAUGCAGUCCACAUUUUUCCUGCAAAGUGAACGCAUGAGUGUGAAGGUCGGAGAAGGGGCGAUACCGGCAGCCAUGUUGAAUAUCUUCAACACAAUCAUAGUUCUGUUGUUAAUACCACUGGUGGACAGACUGGUGUACCCAUCCUUCACUCGUCGGGGCCGUCCGCUCACAUAUCUACAGAAGAUGGGUAUCGGGCUGGUGUUCUCGGCCAGUUCUGUGGCUGUUGCGGGCAUAGUGGAGAUCUACCGGAAGCAGAACUUGGCCUCUACCGGGGGAAUCGUGCAGACACUAGGUGGAGAAAACUUCAACGCCUCUCAACUGAGUGUGCUCGUCCAGAUACCACAGUUCGCCCUGGUCGGGUCAUCGGAGGUCUUUACAAGUAUUCCAGGUUUGGAGUUCGCCUUCACCCAGGCGCAGCCGUCCAUGCAGGGGCUGCUGACGGGGUUGUUCUACGCCGUCUUAGGGUUGGGGAACUAUGUCGCCUCACUCAUCAUCGCGAUCGUCAGCGCAGCCACCACAGAUGAUCCUUGGUUUCCUAACGAGUUGAACUAUGGGCACGCGGAAUACUUGUUCUUCCUGCUGGGAGGUCUGAUGCUGGUGAAUCUGAUGUUCUUUGUUCCGGUUGCAAGACGGUAUAAGUAUGCCACACCCUCACAGGAAGCGGGAGAAACAUUCACAUCGAGACGUUCAGAGGAAGAGAAGCCCAUACUGACGUCUGAAGAUAGAUCUGUGUAUGGGACAACAAAAUUAUGAUGUACCUGAUUCUGUACUUGUCCAUUCAUUAAUAACCAUUCGUGGCACGAGUGUCUUAAAGAUUGUUUUGGGGUGUUUGGGCGAUGUGAGCUAGGCGGAGAACCAAAAGUGAACCAAGUAUAGAAGUAUCACACAGUUCUAGUCGAAGAGUAAGCGAGUUUGACGUCUCUUUAAACAUUACGUUAGUUAUAUCGCGGUUUGUAAGCGUAGUAAGGGAGGCGACACAAAGCUGCAGAUGUUGACCGGAUAGGUGCUUAUAGAUUCAACAAUACAACAGUGAUGGAAAACUGUGAUUCAGACGCACAUGUGUAUUAUAUAGCAGUAUUAAGCUACAAGGGUAACUGGUUAUUGGAUUGGUUAUUGACAACCAUAUAAGUUGCAGCAGGAUAUCUCGGGGGACAUGGGUUUUAUGCGUCCCGCGUUAGGUUUUAAACCACUAGCCGGAGGGACGCUUAAAACCCCAUGUACCUUAACAGAUCGUAUUUAUCUUACCAACAUGUUUUAAUAUGACAUUCCUUAAUUCAAAAUUAAUAACAACUGUUCGAUUGAGCUGAGGCGAAUUUGCUAAAAAGAGUGCGGCUUUUUGCUUUGAGGCUUGGUACACGGGAUGUAUUCGGCCUCCCCAAAUCCACGUGCAGCCUGUAUUGCUCUUGCGGGGAAUAAGAGAUUUAUUCCGCCGCUGAGAAAUUUCUUACCCUCCGAGGCGCGUUACACAAUAUUUUAUCAAGAUCAAUCGUGGACCAAUCAGAUCUCGUCAUUCUGACAUGGAGGCAUGAUUUAUUGUAUCAAGAUCACGUGAACCAUUCAGUAAAGGUUGUUAUUCAGUCGAACUGCUAAUACCAAAUCUAUUUCUAUAUUAAUUUCAUGAUUUACAUGUGUACAUAUGCCACAGAUGUGUUUAUUAUGACUGUAUAUUUGUCAAUGUGAUGUUUUCUGACAAUCGGAGUUUUAUGCAGUCAGUCAAGAGGAAAAUGAAUAUCCAUCUCCCGAGGCCUGACGCCGCGUGGGGGCGGGACACAGAUGCGGUAGUGUUAUCCACAUAGAUGUAUGUAUACAUAAUAUUGUCUUCAGGGAUAGAUCUGUCAGGCCAGUAUACAGCUGAAAAAUGACGGAAUUCAACCAGUCGCAUGAUCCGGUUCUGGUGAUCUAAUAAAGUUGUUUUUAUUUUUGUUGAUUUGCUGAAUAAAUGAUCUGUCAAUGUG
Molecule: messenger RNA, 3213 nt
Organism: Haliotis rufescens (red abalone)
Lineage: Eukaryota; Metazoa; Mollusca; Gastropoda; Lepetellida; Haliotidae
Product: solute carrier family 15 member 4-like
Exons: 12
Coding region: 236-2011 (591 amino acids)
Biological process (GO): transmembrane transport; oligopeptide transport
Cellular component (GO): membrane
Molecular function (GO): transmembrane transporter activity
Source: RefSeq, a predicted model, not a curated record